CGGGUUUGGACAGUUAAGUACUGGUCUCAAACAUCCCGUAAUACGCACACCACAGAGGUCCUAUACCUGUCUCGGGCAUACAUGGCGCGCGGAACGUAGGCUAGUCUGUGGCCAGAGCCGAGGGAUGCAGCUCGGAGGAGCGGCAAUAAAUAAGAUAAACGUGUGCGCGGCCGUGUAUGUUAGCGAGCCAGGAUGUAAGGAACACUCAAUAGCAUAUAAUACAUUGGCGACGAGUAAAAUCAACCUUUUCAGCCUUUUCAGGGGAGAAUAAUUGUUAUUACUACAAAAUUUAAGCAAAAAACUUCGGUGGAUUCAGCACGAAUAUAGAAUUGACGGAUUAACGCUCGGGCAGUUACAAUGGCACGUUCAGGGGCCAUGGCACUGACAUUGGACAAAUUUGAAUGUGGAGGAGAACCAACUUCCUUGGGAGCACGUUGGGAGCGUUGGAAGAGGGCACUUCUUAUAUAUAUUGAUGCAGCAGGCAUAGAAAAAAAUGAAAAGAAGAGAGCUAGUCUUCUUCAUUUUGGGGGACAGGAGUUACAAGAAAUAUUCUACAACAUCCCAGAUCCAGAAACUGAAGAUGGCGUACCUAGAAAAGAUGUGUUUCAAAUUGCAUUGUCAAAACUGGAUUCCUACUUUUCACCUAAACAGAGUAAAGUGUAUGAACGUCACUUAUUUAGGCAAGUAAAACAAGAAAUAAAUGAAAAGUUUGAAAAAUUUCUCGUAAGGUUACGUCAACAAGCUGAUAAAUGCCAAUUUCAUAAUAAAGAUGAGCACAUUAUCGACCAGAUUAUAGAAAAAGGGUCUUCAAGUGAAUUGAGGAAAAAGAUAUUGCGUGCAGGAGAUGAUAUGACAUUAGAGAAAAUUAUCUAUGAGGCAAAUUCAUUAGAAGCAGUUAACAGACAGUUAGAAGAUUUUGCAGAAAAAUCUACAAAUAAGGAAGAAGUUAAUAAAAUAAGUACAAAGCAAAAUAGUAAUUAUGUGAAAAAAUUUAAAGAACCUUGUCAACGAUGCGGAAGCCGCUCUCAUCUGAAAUGCCCGGCAAUUGAUAAAGAAUGUUUUAAGUGUAAGCGCAUUGGCCACUUCCAGCAAAUGUGUCGGAAAAGAAAGCUUGCUGAGGAUAGGAAUUCCAGCAAUAAGAAAUUCAAGAGUAAUAGAGAACCUCACCAAGGUGUUAACCAAAUGACCUCACAAAUAGAAGAAGUGCAGUAUGUAUUCAACAUUGAUAGCGAUGACACUAUUGAUUGUGAAGUUGGAGGAUUCAAUAUAAGCAUGUUGAUUGAUUCGGGAUCCAAAUGGAACUUGAUUGGCAAAGAAACUUGGACAGAAAUGAUACGAAAUAAUGUUGUGAUAUAUGACCAAAAUAAGGAUUUACACAAGACAUUUGUACCUUAUGGAAGUACAACUGCGCUAUCCCUACAAGGCACUUUUAAAGCAAAUAUAAAAGUUGGAAGUCAAACUCAAGAUGCCACUUUUUAUGUCAUUACUGAGGGCACAAGAAACCUAUUAGGUAGAGAUACAGCAAAACAGUUGGGUGUCCUCAAAUUAGGUUUAGACAUCAACCAGAUACAAGAAGAAACAUUUCCCAAAAUAAAAAAUGUAUUGAUACAUAUACCCAUAGAUGAGACUAUCCAACCAGUAUCACAGCCACUCAGAAGAAUUCCAAUACCAUUAGAAAAGAAAGUGGAAGAGAAGUUACAGGAUUUAAUUAAAAGGGAUAUUAUAGAAGAAGUAUCGGGCUCAUCAAAAUGGGUAUCUCCAAUUGUGCCAAUUUUAAAGGAAAACGGAGAACUUCGCUUAUGUGUAGACAUGAGGAGGGCAAAUGCAGCCAUAAUGAGAGAAAAUCAUCCCUUGCCUACCAUGGAUAAGUUACUACCACAAGUGCGUGAUGCCAAGUACUUCAGCAAGUUAGACAUCAGAGAUGCUUUUCAUCAAUUAGAGCUUCACCCAGAUUCCAGACAUAUAACAACAUUCAUCACCAGUCUAGGCAUGUACAGGUACAAACGCUUAAUGUUUGGAAUUACAUGUGCCCCAGAGAUUUUUCAAAAAACCAUAGAGAAACUAUUACUUGGUUGUGAAGGGGUUAUAAAUUUUAUGGACGACAUACUAGUUUAUGGAAGAGACAAAGAAGAGCAUGACACAAGGCUUCAACAAGUUACAAACGUCUUAAAGGAAAACAAUGUAGUACUGAAAGAAGAAAAAUGCAUAAUUGGAGUCACUAAAGUUCACUUUCUUGGACAUGAAUUGUCAGCAGAGGGGGUAAGACCGUUGCAAAAGUAUUUAUCGGCAAUUCAACAAUUUAGAUCACCCAAAACCGUUGGUGAAUUACAAAGCUUCAUGGGUUUGGUGAACUAUGUAGGCAGGUGGAUACCAAACCUUUCAACGUUGACGGAGCCUAUGAAAUUACUUCUACGGAACAGGCCUGGAAAAAAUACAGUUUUGCAAAAUGAUUGGGGAUGUAAACAACAGUCUGCAUUUCAAGCACUGAAAGAAGCAAUCAGCAACAUACCUACAUUAGGCUACUAUGAUGUCAGUAAGAAGACUGUUGUGAUUGCCGAUGCGAGUCCUGUAGGUCUUGGGGCAGUUCUGGUCCAAAUACAUGAUAAUGAACCCCGAAUCAUUGCCUUUGGCAGUAGAACACUGACUGACUGUGAAAGAAGGUACUGCCAGACUGAGAAGGAGGCACUUGCAUUGGUAUGGGCGAUAGAACAUUUCCAUAUAUUUUUAUAUGGUAAACAGUUCGACUUGAUAACAGACCACAAACCAUUAGAAGUUAUUUUUGGACCUAAGUCAAAACCCUGUGCAAGAAUAGAAAGAUGGAUCCUGCGACUUCAAUCUUACAAAUUUAAAGUUAUAUACCGACCAGGAAAAAACAAUAUUGCUGAUCCAUUGUCUAGACUGAAUGACAACAAUCUAUCUAGCGGCGAGCCCAUAGAACACCACAUACAGCAGAUAGUGGAGUACAUAAGGCCAAGGGCUAUUUCGUUAAAUGAAGUGGCAUACUACUCUGAAAAAGACCCAGAAAUACAAAAAGUCAAGGCUGGACUGUACCACAAUAACUGGGAUGAGGAGGUAAAAAUAUAUAAACUGUUUCAGACUGAGCUAUGCUUUUAUGAAGAGAUUCUCCUGAGAGGAACACGAAUAGUUAUUCCAAAAGAUCUUCGGAAGAUAAUCCUCACAGCUGCUCAUGAAGGUCAUCCAGGAAUAGUCGCCAUGAAGGCCCGGUUGAGAGCGAAAGUUUGGUGGCCUAAGUACGAUAGAGAAGCCGAGAAGCUAGUUAAAUCUUGUGCAGGAUGCACAUUAGUAUCGGCUCCCAAUCCGCCUAAUCCGCUAAAGCGACGCGAAUUGCCUGAUGAAGCAUGGAAAGACGUGGCCAUAGAUUUGCUUGGCCCAUUACCCAGCGGAGAUCAUAUCUUUGUGAUAAUUGAUUAUUUUAGCAGGUAUAAAGAAGUUAAAAUCUGCCGGAAAAUAGACAGUACGGAAAUGACAAAACACCUAUUAGAAAUUUUCAGUCGCUUGGGUGACCCGGCGACCAUCACGGCGGACAAUGGGCGUCAAUUUAUAUCGGAUCAUUUCAAAUCUUUCUGCAAAGAAAGAGGGAUUACAUUACACUCAACGAUCCCGUACUGGCCGCAAAUGAACGGAGAAGUCGAGAGACAGAAUAAAGACAUUUUGAAGAGGUUAAGGAUAAGCCAAGUAGAAAAAAAAGAUUGGAAAUUGGCCUUAAUCGAAUACAUAGGAAUGUAUAACAGUACACCACAUUCAGUGACAGGAAAAACACCCGCAGAACUAUUCUUUAGACGACAAUUUCGAGAUAAAAUCCCUAUGGUAAGCGACCUGAGUCGAAAAGGAGAUUUCAAUUUAGAAAAUAAAGAUGUAGAUAUGGAGGUUAGGGACAAGGACAAGGAAUUAAAAGAGAAAGGAAAGGAGUACACCGAUGAAAAAAGAAAAGCAAAAGAAUGUACAUUGGUAGAAGGCGAUAAAGUCGUUAUGAAGAAUAUAACUAAGGAGAACAAGUUAAGCACACCUUUCGGAGCUACAACACUUACGGUGGAAAAAGUGAAUGGAGGAGAUGUGGAAGUCGUAAACGACGAAACAGGUCAGAGGUAUAGAAGGAACGUUGUACAUCUCAAGAGAGUAGACGGGGAGUGGCAGAUUAACCUAGUUGUAGACUAUUAAGUUGCUGGGUUUACGUUGUUAGUUAUGUUGUAACUGAAGUUGAAGAUUUUUAAUAAAGUCUUAAUGGUACAGUUGUUCUUAUUUUUAUAAUCUUGAAAGAGGUUUCUAAAUCUAUAAGGAAGGAGGGAUGUAGUGUAUGUACGGGUUUGGACAGUUAAGUACUGGUCUCAAACAUCCCGUAAUACGCACACCACAGAGGUCCUAUACCUGUCUCGGGCAUACAUGGCGCGCGGAACGUAGGCUAGUCUGUGGCCAGAGCCGAGGGAUGCAGCUCGGAGGAGCGGCAAUAAAUAAGAUAAACGUGUGCGCGGCCGUGUAUGUUAGCGAGCCAGGAUGU
This is a messenger RNA of Leguminivora glycinivorella, 4516 nucleotides long. RefSeq lists its product as uncharacterized. The record is from RefSeq and is a predicted model, not a curated record. NCBI's taxonomy places the organism in Eukaryota, Metazoa, Arthropoda, Insecta, Lepidoptera, Tortricidae. The coding region runs from base 358 to 4179 and encodes 1273 amino acids. Gene Ontology annotation, biological process: DNA integration. The transcript has 3 exons. Gene Ontology annotation, molecular function: zinc ion binding; nucleic acid binding.